Mya arenaria is the source of this 2227-nucleotide messenger RNA. RefSeq names its product homeobox protein Dlx1a-like. The transcript is spliced from 3 exons. NCBI's taxonomy places the organism in Eukaryota, Metazoa, Mollusca, Bivalvia, Myida, Myidae. Gene Ontology annotation, biological process: regulation of DNA-templated transcription. Gene Ontology annotation, molecular function: DNA binding; DNA-binding transcription factor activity, RNA polymerase II-specific. The coding region runs from base 571 to 1377 and encodes 268 amino acids. The record is from RefSeq and is a predicted model, not a curated record.
UUCCCACAAAACAAGGCGGAUGGGUAGACCCUCCUGGUCGGGGAAGGCAUGUAACCAACAGUGAAAUAUGAGCUUGUUUUCCUAUCACUUACUGUGGAGCAUUAUAUACUAAUAUCUCGUCUAAGGAGAAGGCUCCCCGGGUCGGGUUGUGUUUGUUUAACCCAGGGGCAAGGUUUCACUCGAUUCAAGACAGGGGUUGGAACCAAUUAGUCGAUUAAAAGAUAACUCGUGCAGAUUUCCACGUUCUUCGGUUUCGCUAAUUUUUUGGUAACAAUCACACAUUGUAAACAAUUUACGUUACUAUACAAACUAGUACAUGUAGGUAUACAGACUCCGGGUGGAAGUUGUAUUUGCUGAAAAGCCAACGUUGUUUGUAUCGAGCAGGGAAGAAACAGUAAAGUCGUGCAUAUACGUAAUUUGAUUUUGAAAAUAAGUUUGCAAGUAUUUGUGGAAAACCUCAGGAAUUAGGAAGAUUUUGAUCAGGCUGAGUGGAUACUAUUUGUUGACGACACUGUUGCUUGAGAGGUGGAAGGGCACUGUCGAGGAGCGAGUGAGGCCUGUGUCGGGGGAAUGUUCUCAGCGCCACCGUUCCUGCAGGGGCCGCGCUCCUCAUCCUUCCUCAUCCGAGAUAUCCUCGGAGCCCAGGACGCCCUGGCUGCCGCCGCCGACAGAUACAGCACGUUCGAGCAGACGCUCGCCACCCCUGGUUACCAGCCGGCCUCGGUGGCCCAGCAGGCGAACCCCUACCCCGCAACCAAGGAGCUUGGAUACUACUCCACCGCCUUCGGAUAUCAGGACCUGAAGAGAGGGUACUCGAUUGAAAAUAUUUUGGAUACAAACACUUCCAAAGAUAAUGGAAUAGCGAUACCGAUUCCACUUCCUGUUUACAUUCGUACCAGAUCGCCAUUAGGAUCGGAACACUUCGGAAAGCCGAAACGGUGUCGCCGAAGUCGUACGGUGUUUACCGAUCUCCAACUGAUGGCUCUGGAAAAGAGGUUCGAGACUCAGAAGUACCUCUCUACUCCCGACCGGAUAGAAGUCGCCGAGGGGCUGGGUCUUACCCAGCUUCAGGUGAAAACAUGGUACCAGAACAGACGUAUGAAGUGGAAGAAACAGGUACUGCAAUGCGGCAACACUGAGUCGCCGACCAAGCCCAAGGGUCGACCCAGGAAGGAGACAUUCAGUGUGAGCUCCACGUGCAGUGCAGACACGACGUGUGAUGACGUCAUAACAGCCGAUGAAGUCAACUAUGAAUCACGAGUUAAAUACCACAGUGAAGACAGACAAAGUGUUAACAAUAGUGGUACCAUGAACAUAAGAAUCCCCCCUGGAAAUGAAGUUCCUGUGGGCAACCCUGCACCACACUCAUGUUGUUAGUACUCAUUUAAUACAACUUCAAGAAAGAGACGCUGGAUGAUGUGCUGCAAUAUUAUGUCCAUCUAUCACUUUUCCGAGGGCACAGCACGUCAGAACAACGACACAUUGACGUUGGUUUCAGCCGUGGGUUUAAUGUCUGAAUCCAUAGUUUGACAAAAAAUCGACAUCAGAAAUAAGUUGGUUUUUCAUUUCGAAUUUUACAGAAUUUUGUUAUUACACACUGUAUGAGAUACGUGAUUGUUAUCAAGAUAUUCUGCUAUAUAAGUACGGUAAUUGAAACAAUGACGAACACAUUGUAUAUUAACUGAUGCUAAUAAUAGACGUAUUCAAAACUUCAAAUGAUUGUAACGUACUACCAGUUGUAACCUUUUUUUUCUGAAGAAAAAAAAAUUAUAGCAAUUUCUUGAAUGGAACGUCGCGACUUCAACCUCACUAGUGUGUAAGUGUGACGUGAGUGUGACGUCAGGUGCUCAUCCUUAUGCCAUGAAUAUGUGUUUCGUUGGUGCAAACUGAUAGGACAAUCCAUGUACUUGUAAAGUAUUUAAUUCUUUGUCUAGGUCUACGAACAAGCUGUUUGUUUUUGAUAGUUUGUGCGAAAAAGACGUACAUGUUGAAUUUGAAAUGAGUUGUGUUCCUACAAAGUAAUAUGUUUCCCUGAAUCAAUGUUCGCCAUAUAAACUCGCACAACUUGCCACUAUUGUAUAUGGUGUUGCAAAGGCACGGGGAGUGGUGCCGUAUACCCUGUGUUUUGACGAGAUGGCUGGAUUUUGGAAUAAAUAUUCAAAUAUUUAUAUAUGAACUAUUUUACGUUUUAAAUACCUUUGCUUAUGAAAUGAAUGAUGGAACCCUG